CGGAAGAGGAACAAGGCGGGGUCUGGGCUAAAACCCCAAUGUUUCAAGACCCGAUAACGCCAAAGUCUGUCUCCAAGCAACGGUUUUUUAAUAGCUAAUGCAAAUGUACAAUUUGCAGUGUCCACUUGGUGUCGUUGCAAUAUAAUCUUCCUGUCUCAUGCUGCCCCCUUCUGAGCAACUCUUUGUUUGCUGCUGCACAACGGAGGGUGCGUCGGAUGGAAGAACGGAGAUUGUAGAAGUCAUUAAACCAUAUGAUUUAGAAGAUUUAUUGGAUGCAACAAAAAUAAAUAAACUGGAAUAUAUAAAGGACUGAGAAACCAUGGCGAUCCGGAGCAGAUCAAGUCACUACAGUUGGCGUGUUUGUCUUUUACAUCUUCUGCUGAUCGUAGCGAAGCAGGCUGCGGCUGAUCUGAGAUACUCUGUUCCGGAGGAGAUGAAGGAGGGAACCGUCGUUGGAAAUAUUGCCAAGGAUCUUGGUCUGGAAAAGGCGCAUUUAACUGAUCGACGUCUGCGUAUUGCUUCGGGAUCUGAGGAUACUUUUUUCAGUGUUAACAUGGAUAACGGGGCCUUACAGGUUCGUAGAAAGAUUGACAGAGAGGAGCUUUGUCACGGUGGUGGCGCAUGCUUAAUGGAGCUAAAGAUCAUAGUAGAAAACCCGCUGGAAAUGCACCAUGUUGUUGUUGAAAUCACAGAUGUAAAUGAUCACUCCCCCAGCUUCCUGGAGAAACAGCAACAUUUUGAAAUAGCUGAACAUACGUCUGUAGGAACACGAUUUCAGCUGCAAGCGGCCCGUGACCCCGAUGCUGGAGUGAAUUCAAUCCGCUCAUACAAAUUAUCAUCAAAUGAUUAUUUUGAUAUAGAUCUAAGUCAACGUGAUGAAGACAAAAUACCAUUUUUAGUGCUAAGGAAACCUUUAGACCGGGAACAAAAUGAUAAACUUUUAUUAAUUGUUACAGCAGUAGAUGGAGGAAAACCUCCGAGAUCAGGGACACUUAAUGUUUCUGUCACUGUUCUUGAUAGUAACGACAACCGUCCGUCCUUUAGCCAGGAGGUUUACCAGGUAGAAAUGUUUGAAAAUGCUCCAGUUGGAACCAUUGUUACAAAAGUAAAUGCAAGAGACACAGAUGAAGGAAAUAAUGGAGAAAUUGAGUACAGCAUUGCCAAGGCAUUGCAACCCAAAAUCUAUGAAAUAUUUCAACUGAACUUGUUAACAGGUGAAAUUAAAUUAAAAGCAGCACUGGAUUUUGAGGAAUGUGACAUCUACAAAAUUGAUAUAGUAGCAUCAGACAAGGGAAUCCCUCCUUUAACGGGAAUGUGUCGAGUGGUUGUAAAAAUAAAAGAUGUAAACGAUAAUUCACCAAAGAUAGAUGUCACGUCUUUGUCAAAUACAAUAUCAGAAGAUUCAAAACCCGGAACAGUGAUUUCUCUCAUCAGUGUAACAGAUAAAGACUCAGGUGUUAAUGGAAAGAUUAUUUCACGCAUACUAAAUGAUGCACCUUUUGAAUUAAAGCCAUCCUAUAAGGAAAACAUAUAUUCACUUGUUACAAAAGAGCAUUUGGAUCGAGAGAAAGUGUCCCAUUAUGAAAUAUUAAUACAAGCCACUGAUUGUGGUGAUCCAGCCUUAUCUACAGUGAAAACACUCAGUAUUCAGAUCUCUGAUGUGAAUGACAACAGUCCUCGUUUUGAGAAAAGUGAGUUACAGUUUUAUUUAUCAGAAAAUAAUGCUGCUGGGACAUCAAUAUUUUCUGUCACUGCAACGGAUAUUGACAUGAAUGAGAACGCAGCAAUUUCUUAUAAUAUUGUGAGAGAAGUAAGUAAGAAUGAUGUAACAGCAUUCUUAAAUAUAAACUCAGAAAAUGGACAGAUAUCUGCCCUAAAAAGUUUCGACUUUGAAACCCUGAAAACUUUCCAUUUCCAAGUUGUGGCCUCAGAUUCUGGGACUCCGUCCCUGAGCAGCAACGUGACAGUGAACGUGUUCAUCCUGGACCAGAACGACAAUGCUCCAGUCAUCCUGUAUCCAGUCAGCUCCAACGGUUCUGCUGAAGGUGUGGAGGAGAUUCCCCGCAAUGUAAACGCAGGACACUUGGUGACCAAAGUCAGAGCCUAUGACGCUGAUAUAGGAUAUAACGGCUGGUUGCUGUUUUCCCUGCAGGAAGUUACUGACCACAGCCUCUUUGGUUUGGACCGCUACACAGGACAGAUCAGAACCCUUCGCUCAUUCACAGAGACAGACGAGGCUGAGCAUAAACUGGUCAUCCUGGUCAAAGACAACGGCAACGUUUCCCUCUCAGCAACAGCUACUGUGAUUGUCAAGCUGGUGGAGCCCAGAGAGGCUUUUGCAGCUUCUGAUGUUAAAAGUGCAGCAAAGGAUGAUGAGGAUAAUAAUGUGACUUUUUACCUGAUGAUCACUCUGGGAUCAGUUUCAGUUCUGUUCAUCAUCAGCAUCAUCGUGCUGAUAGCAAUGCAGUGCUCCAAAUCCCCAGACUAUACUUCAAAAUAUCUCCAAGAGACUAAUUAUGAUGGGACCUUGUGUCACAGCAUCCAGUACAGAUCUGGAGACAAACGGUACAUGUUGGUUGGACCCAGGAUGAGCAUAGGAUCUACUAUAGUACCUGGAAGUCAUGCAAACACACUAGUGCUCCCUGACAGGAGGAGGAUGUCUGAGGAGGUAAGAUCAAUAGUGUUUCGUUAUUCCGUCUUGGAAGAAGUUAAAGAGGGAACAGUUGUUGGAAAUAUCGCCAAGGAUUUGGGCCUUGAUAAGGCUACGCUGAAAGAGAGGGGGAUCCGUAUUGUCUACGGGUCGACGGAGCCGCCUUUCGCAGUAAACCAAAAUGACGGUGUCUUGUAUGUGGACAGGAAAAUCGACCGAGAGGAAAUCUAUUCUGGGACUCCGUCCCUAACCAGCAACGUGACAGUGAACGUGUUCAUCCUGGACCAGAACGACAACGCUCCAGUCAUCCUGUAUCCAGUCAGCUCCAACGGUUCUGCUGAAGGCGUGGAGGAGAUUCCCCGCAAUGUGAACGCAGGACACUUGGUGACCAAAGUCAGAGCCUAUGACGCUGAUAUAGGAUAUAACGGCUGGUUGCUGUUUUCCCUGCAGGAAGUUACUGACCACAGCCUCUUUGGUUUGGACCGCUACACAGGACAGAUCAGAACCCUUCGCUCAUUCACAGAGACAGACGAGGCUGAGCAUAAACUGCUCAUCCUGGUCAAAGACAACGGCAACGUUUCCCUCUCAGCAACAGCUACUGUGAUUGUCAAGCUGGUGGAGCCCAAAGAAGCUUUUGCAGCUUCUGAUGUUAAAAGUGCAGCAAAGGAUGAUGAGGAUACUAAUGUGACUUUUUACCUGAUGAUCACUCUGGGCUCAGUUUCAGUCCUGUUCAUCAUCAGCAUCAUCGUGCUGAUUGCAAUGCAGUGCUCCAAAUCCCCAGACUAUACUUCUAAAUAUCUCCAAGAGACUAAUUAUGAUGGGACCCUGUGUCACAGCAUCCAGUACAGAUCUGGAGACAAACGAUUUGGCAAGAGCUUGAUCUUCCAAAUGGUGAAGUAG
This is a messenger RNA of Fundulus heteroclitus (mummichog), 3550 nucleotides long. RefSeq names its product protocadherin beta-15-like. The transcript has 4 exons. Gene Ontology annotation, biological process: homophilic cell-cell adhesion. The record is from RefSeq and is a predicted model, not a curated record. Lineage: Eukaryota; Metazoa; Chordata; Actinopteri; Cyprinodontiformes; Fundulidae. Gene Ontology annotation, molecular function: calcium ion binding. Gene Ontology annotation, cellular component: plasma membrane. The coding region runs from base 320 to 3550 and encodes 1076 amino acids.